Messenger RNA from Quercus lobata, 1320 nucleotides. RefSeq names its product ATP-dependent DNA helicase pif1-like. Lineage: Eukaryota; Viridiplantae; Streptophyta; Magnoliopsida; Fagales; Fagaceae. Gene Ontology annotation, molecular function: DNA helicase activity; ATP binding. Gene Ontology annotation, biological process: DNA repair; telomere maintenance. The record is from RefSeq and is a predicted model, not a curated record. Bases 1 to 1320 code for a protein of 439 amino acids. The transcript is spliced from 2 exons.
AUGCAAGCUAUCCACAAUGAAACCGGUGGAUUUUUUUUUUUCAUCUACGGCCAUGGUGGAACUGGGAAGACUCAUCUUUACAAGGCAAUUUUGGCUGCUGUCAAAUCCCAAGAAAAAAUUGCUCUUGCUACUGCAACAUCAAGAAUUGCUGCUUUGUUACUUCCUGGAGGUAGAACUGCUCACUCACGAUUUCAUAUACCAAUUAAUAUUUCUGAUGAAUCUACAUGUGAAAUUAAACAAGGAACACAAGUAGCUGAACUUUUGUUGAAAACAAGUGUUAUUUUAUGGGAUGAGGCACCUAUGGCACAUAGAAAUUGUUUAGAGACACUUGAUCGCUCUCUUCGUGAUAUUUUACGUAUCCAAAAUCCUAAUUGUGCUAACAAACCAUUUGGAGGAAAGGUUGUGGUAUUAGGGGGAGAUUUUCGACAAAUACUACCGGUUGUCAAAAAGAAUAGAUUAAACAAUUCAGAAUAUGCAUCAAUGAUGAAUUUCAGUGAGUGGAUUUUGAAGAUUGGAAAUGGUGAAAUGGGCAAAGGAGAUGGAGAGAAUUCAAUUACUAUUCCAGCUGACUUAAUUAUCAAACAUACUAGAAAUCCAAUGGAAGAUAUUGUAAGAAGCACAUAUCUUGAUUUACAAACGAAAAUCACAGAUCAUAGUUACUUACAAGAGAGAGCUAUACUUGCACCAACUAAUGAAGUUGUUGAAGAACUUAAUGAUUAUGUAGUAUCAUGUUUACAUGGUGAAGAGCAAACAUAUUUAAGUUCAGAUUCCAUAUGCAAAGCUUCCUCCAAUAUUGCUGACCAAGACAUUUUGUAUACUGGUGAAUUCUUGAACACAUUAAGAUUUCCUGGAUUGCCAAAUCAUAAAUUAAAGUUGAAAUUAGGCUUGCCUAUCAUGUUGCUUCGAAAUCUAAACCAAAAUGUAGAUCUUUGCAAUGGAACAAGAUUAGUUAUUACUAAAUUGGGUACAUGGGUCAUAGAAGCAAAGAUCAUUACCGGUACCAAUAUUGGAGCACAUGUUUUUAUUCCAAGAAUCACAUUGUCUCCAACUGAGUCAAAAUGGCCAUUCCUCUUGAAGAGACAACAGUUCCCAAUUUCAGUAUGUUUUGCAAUGACAAUUAAUAAGAGCCAAGGUAAAUCUCUGAAACAUGUUGGUGUGUAUCUCCCAAAUCUGGUUUUCAACCAUGGACAAUUAUAUGUUGCAGUAUCUAGAGUUACGAGCAGAGAUGGCCUGAAGUUCCUCAUCAUCAACAAUGAAAUCAAAGAAGAGUCGAAUACAAAAAAUAUUGUCUACAAAGAAGUAUUCAUAGGCCUUUCUUAA